This is a messenger RNA of Ficedula albicollis (Collared flycatcher), 2143 nucleotides long. RefSeq names its product protein phosphatase 1 regulatory inhibitor subunit 14C (gene PPP1R14C). Gene Ontology annotation, biological process: regulation of phosphorylation. Lineage: Eukaryota; Metazoa; Chordata; Aves; Passeriformes; Muscicapidae. Gene Ontology annotation, molecular function: protein serine/threonine phosphatase inhibitor activity. The record is from RefSeq and is a predicted model, not a curated record. Gene Ontology annotation, cellular component: cytoplasm. The transcript is spliced from 4 exons. The coding region runs from base 43 to 327 and encodes 94 amino acids.
CCGGCCCAGCGGCGGGCGCUCGGCGGGUCGGAGCGCAGAGCGAUGUGCUGGCCACGGGGCGAGCAGACGGAGGGAGCGGGAGCUGCGCGGGGGCUGUGCGGAGGCGGCUGUUGGAGAGGAAAGACUCCUUUAGAGGAAGAAGAAAUGCCAGAGGUAGAAAUUGACAUUGAUGACCUUCUUGAUGCUGCCAAUGAAGAGGAGAGAGCUCUCAAAUUACAGGAAACUCUUGUAGAUUGCUACAAACCAACAGAGGAAUUUAUCAAAGAGCUGCUAACUCGGAUAAGAGGAAUGAGGAAACUCAGUCCCCCUCAAAAGAAGAGUAUAUAAAUAACUCAAAGUAAUAGCACUCUGUAAAAGACAUGGCAAGGGAAAUGGGACUUUGAAUACAAGACCUUUAUUAAAAUAAUUGUCUUUCUCCACAACUUUUUUGAUUUUAUUCAGUUUUGACUCAAGGAAUUUUUUUUUUUGGUGUGUUUUAAGGGUUCUUUUUUAAGUGUCAAUUAUUUUUUAUCAAAAAUAUCAACAAUUUGGAUGCUGCUCGACUUUCACCUGAGGAUCACUGAAGCAAGUGAAGAAUCCAAGAGUUAGUGAUGAGGGGCAGCAAGCCUAUGUGGUGAACCAGAAGAUCUUGUAAAUUUACUGAGCUAGGAGACUUCUCCUUGCAACUAGUUGGAUAACGUUUCUUAAGUUGGUUGUACAUUUAACUCAUGGAUGUCAAGUUUCUUGUGCUUGUCUGUACAUAAAUUUUAAAGUGGGUUGUGAAUACUGUUUCACAUGGAUGGAAGGAGAAAUUUGUUAUAGUAAAUUAUUUAAAUGGUGGUUAUUGCAAAUUUGCUACCAAAAGGUACCAAUUUAGAUUACUAAAAUGAAUGCUGCCAUUUUUCUAAAUACCUUGAAGCAGCCCAGUGAAGAAUCUCAUCGUAUCUCCUUGUUUAAACCACAGCAUAUGAAAAUUGGGAAUUUUAAGGGCUUAAUUUGUAGACUUAAAAGUUAUUUGAUUGACUCUGAUGCUUUGCCAGGAUCACUUCCUCUCCACCUCGUGGUGUCUUGGAGCUGUGCUAACAUAUAUUGAAUAUGGGCCUGGAGUGAUAUCUAGAGAAAUGUCCAUUCCCAUUUAAAAAGCUGGUUCAUGCUGGAGGAAAGGCAGUGAUACCAAAAUGAAUUGCAAGUAUUGUAUUGCAUUUAAUGAUGUGGUCUUAAUCAAAUGCAGAUUCCUUUCCUAUAAAGGUAGGCAAAGAGUAAUACAACCUUUGUUUAUGGCUCUGCCCUGAAAAGUGGGAGACUUCUUAACUUGGGCUCUCUUACUUGUAAGAGCAAGAACAGAGAUCCUUGCUCCCUUCUGGAAAAUGUCCUAACUAGAAUGUUUGAUAAGCUACCAUUUUCUGGUAGGUGACAUUAGUCAGGCAUUUUAUAUCAAGGGUGCUCUGAACAUAUUUUAUUUUUCAAGAGAAGUACAUGUUUGUGAAUUUUAUGUAUACUGGCAAGCUUUUUUAAUGUAUUUAAUUUUGUAAUGUUUACUGAUGAUUUUAUUUACCAGAUAAUUACUCAAAUAAAUGGAACAACUUGUGACUUGUUACAUGUACACUUUACAGGACUGCUGUGGCUGAGUAGGUUUGUAAAUGGAAUUGCUUGUCAAAAAGAGAAGCCUGUAAGGUGGUAAGGACAUGGGAACCCAGGUGUAUUGACCCUAACUGGCUUUUCAUGUUCUCAGUAUCACUCACACUCCUGUAACCUGGUACACAGCUCCACUUUUGAAAGUCUCUUCCAGGUGAGGCCUCCCUUCCCUGUGCCCUAGGGAAUAUAAAAAGGGGUGGGGGAAAAAACUUGGAAAUUCUUCCAGAUAAAUGCUGAUAAAUGCAGAUAACUUUUUUGUCCACCAGAGAGGGACUGUAGGGGAAGGUUUACACUGGGUGGCUCUCAGUUUCCUACUGAGGUGUGGCAAAAGGGGAUCUUUCAGGAGGAGACACUCUGCCUUGCUUCCUUUAGGUGCCUUUUUGGAACCUCAAGAAAUUCCAGCACCCCUGAGAAAAGACUCACCUGCAACAUUUUAAAUUUAAAUCUUGUAUCCUGCUGAAGUUGCAGUUUAUCUCUGGUUUUGACUUGCUGGCAAUUCUCAUGUUCGGAGUUUUCAGCUGGAGUCUGA